UGAUAAGUCAUCAAUGUUAAACGACUUAUACAUCAACGAAUACCUUUUCACCAGGUGUGCUGUUUGAAACCACUAAUUUUUCCCAUACAGAUUAAGUUACGUAAGCUAUGCUCUUCUUAUAACAUUAUAUCAUUAGAAAUCACAUCAGUUUGACGAUUCUUGAAAAUGACUUGAAUAUGAUCCCGUAUAAAACAUCACCUUGCCACAAAAUCACGCGCAUUCAAAUACCAGGUGUGGGGUUCGAACCCACGUCUCUAUGCAGAGACCAGAUCUUAAGUCUGGCGCCUUAACCACUCGGCCAACCUGGUGAGAUUCACGAGGGGUUCAGGUAAACUGACCGAUAUGCAGCAAACGGACAAUUCGUUCCAUCCGAAAAUGUAAAUCAACUCAAAUUCACGAACUGCAUUCAUAAAGAGCCGUUGCAAUGUUUUCGACACGAGGACGAUAUAGUCGAAUGUCAAGCAACCACAUGUUUGUUUAUCUGUUCAGCAGAACAUGUAUCGCAUUUUUGUUGCUGAAAAAUGAAUCGAUUGAUGUCACUAAGAAAGUCACGUAUACCCUUUUGCCUCUCGAUCCCAUUUCAGGGAAUUGUAAGCCGCGGAUGGAACAACUUUGUGAGAUUGCCGGUUCGCCAUAAAUCUGUCGAAAGGGGAAACGUGAUCCGUCGUGUCUUAUCUGUCACCAGCUUCUAAUGCGCGAAUUUUUAUGAACAUUGACCACGUUCCCGACAAAGUGAAAGUGUUGACGGAUUGCCCAAGUUUUUCUGUUUUGUUUACAAUCUUUCUACGAACACAUCACAAUCUCUAGGUCAAGCAUGAAUGUAAAUCGCGCGUGCAAAAUAUCUCUUGCCCCUAUAUACUAGAUAUAUACAGUCUAUAAACAUGGAUGACCCACCAUCCUGCAGGCCCCAUUAAACAAGACAUAAGUAAAACACAUAGUAAACAAGUGAGCCCAACGAAUCGCAUAUAAUCCACUCGCAUUGGCUACCCUCAAACAGAAAGCAACGAGUCAAGUAGGAAGAGAGAGCACAAAAACAAUGGCGUCUUCACUAAUGGAAAGGUGUUGUUUAGUGUAUCUUUUGCUGGGUGUAGUUCCCAAUUUAACGCUGGCCCGUCCGCCCCAACAAGACAAUUCUGCGAUGAUGAUGAUUUUCUGCGGUCGUGAGUUGGUGGCAGUCAUAGACGAAGUUUGCUCCGCCUCCAAGAGCUAUUCCGUUCUCGAUCCACUCAUUGCCAAUCAGUCGCCAUCGGAUGUCGAUUCAACGCAAGUGUUACAAACAGCAGUACAUAUUGAGCAGAGAUCGAUGCAGAACGAUGGAAGUAAACGUGAUUCCCUGUUACGUCAAUGCUGCGCUAUUGGCUGCACUGAAGAUGAUUUAAAUAGUUUUUGUCAUACCGAUAGGAAUCGAAUAGUGGAAGCAGUGAGUCAACAGAGGACUGAAGAAUUAACUAUCGACUGGUUGUAUGAAUUCGUACCGCGUUACGGAGCCCUCCCGCCAUCGGAAUAGCCUUUUUCUCUAGCGCUAAUAGUGCUUUUGUCGUUGUGUAUUGCAUGUCGUGAAAUAAACAUCAAUUAGAAAAUGA
This is a messenger RNA of Daphnia magna, 1583 nucleotides long. RefSeq lists its product as uncharacterized. The coding region runs from base 1037 to 1507 and encodes 156 amino acids. Gene Ontology annotation, cellular component: extracellular region. The record is from RefSeq and is a predicted model, not a curated record. Gene Ontology annotation, molecular function: hormone activity. The transcript is spliced from 4 exons. Lineage: Eukaryota; Metazoa; Arthropoda; Branchiopoda; Diplostraca; Daphniidae.